AUGUCAGUGCGCGGUGCACCAACAUCUACUCUGGCAAAGUGGCUUUUCCACAGCAUGCUUUCUCUCACCUCGGACGCAACUACGGCCAUCUGUUCAACGGCUCAGCUUCUAGAGCGGCUCAAGGGCAUGCGACUCAGCGAGGACGAGGUCAGCGUAUCAUGCGAGGUCACCUCUUCUUUCUUUUUGAUCCCGCAAUACAUAUCAAUCGAACUGGCUAGCGAAAUGCUCGAAAGCAAGUACGAGGAGACAGGCGAAAGUGUGAAACGGAGGCAUUUCAUUCAACUGCAACAAUUCUGCCUGAAGGCGUUCUUUACCUUCGAAGGGAGAGUGUACGAACAGAUCAAGGAGACGCCGAUGGGAUCACCGCUUUCAGGCUUCAUCACAGAAGCAGUUCUCCAAAAGGUUGAAAGCGCAGUUUUCGAGACAUACAGGUGA
Messenger RNA from Spirometra erinaceieuropaei, 435 nucleotides. The record is from the annotation of a GenBank genome assembly. NCBI's taxonomy places the organism in Eukaryota, Metazoa, Platyhelminthes, Cestoda, Diphyllobothriidea, Diphyllobothriidae.